AUGAAGUUUGCUUUGCUUUUCCUGGGGGCUGUGCUGGGACUACUAGCAGCCCAGGGGACGGGGAAUGACUGCCCUCGCAAGAAAUCGGCCACUCUGGUACCAUCCUUCACGGUGACGCCUACAGCUACGGAAAGCACAACAAGCCAUGGAACCACCAGCCACAGAACUACCAAGAGCCACAGCACCACCACCACAGGCACCAGCCAUGGACCCACUACAACCACUCACAAUCCUGUCACCACGACAAGCCUUGGAAAUACCACGGUUUAUCCAACAAGCAACAGCACUGCCACCAGCCCAGGACCCUUCACCAGCAACAGCACUACCACCAGCCCAGGACCCUUCACCAGCAACAGCACUGCCACCAGCCCAGGACCCUUCACCAGCAACAGCACUGCCACCAGCCCAGGACCCUUCACCAGUUCCCCCAACCCAGGACCACCUCCACCCUCACCCAGUCCCAGCCCAGGCUCCCAGGCAGCUGUAGGAGACUACAUUUGGACUAAUGGCUCCCUGCCCUGUGUCCAUCUCCAAGCCCAGAUUCAGAUUCGAAUUCUGUACCCAACCCAAGGUGGAAGAAAGGCCUGGGGCAUCUCUGUACUGAACCCUAACAGAACCUCGCCCCGGGGAGGCUGUGAGGGUGCCCAUCCCCACUUGCUUCUCUCAUUCCCCUAUGGACAGCUCAUCUUUGGAUUCAAGCAGGAACCACUGCAGAGCACUGUCUACCUGAACUCUGUGGCUAUGGAGUACAAUGUGUCCUUCCCGCAAGCAACACAAUGGACAUUCUCAGUUCAAAAUUCAUCCCUUCGAGAACUCCAAGCUCCGUUGGGCCAGAGCUUCAGCUGCAGAAAUGCAAGCAUCAUCCUUUCACCAGCUUUCCACCUCGACCUGCUCUUCCUGAAGCUACAAGCUACUCACCUACCCCCUACAGGGGCCUUUGGACCAAGUUUUUCUUGCCCCAAUGACCAAUCCACCUGGCUGCCUCUUAUCAUCGGCCUGAUCGCCCUCGGCCUCCUCGCCUUGGUGCUUGUUAUCCUUUGCAUCUCCCGGAGACGUCCACCCGCCUACCAGCCCCUCUGA
Pipistrellus nathusii (Nathusius's pipistrelle) is the source of this 1080-nucleotide messenger RNA. NCBI's taxonomy places the organism in Eukaryota, Metazoa, Chordata, Mammalia, Chiroptera, Vespertilionidae. The record is from the annotation of a GenBank genome assembly.